Messenger RNA from Ostrea edulis (European flat oyster), 9094 nucleotides. RefSeq names its product melanocortin receptor 4-like. Gene Ontology annotation, molecular function: G protein-coupled receptor activity. Gene Ontology annotation, cellular component: membrane. The record is from RefSeq and is a predicted model, not a curated record. The transcript is spliced from 2 exons. Gene Ontology annotation, biological process: G protein-coupled receptor signaling pathway. The coding region runs from base 2241 to 3539 and encodes 432 amino acids. NCBI's taxonomy places the organism in Eukaryota, Metazoa, Mollusca, Bivalvia, Ostreida, Ostreidae.
UUGUACAUGUAAUUCCGUUACACCUUUCAACUCGCGAAUAACAUCCCACACAGGCUGCUAUUUCAAUUUGCCUAUUGGGAGUGUCCCAUAUGGAGAAAACAUGCAACAAAGUUAGGAUUAAUGCAGUGUGGCAUUGCAAAAUUUCAUGAAUCAUUUAACUCAAAUGCAGCCCAGAUAGACACAGAUAGGCGGUCGCUGCAUGGGUAUUUUGAAUAUUAUUUCAGUGUCUGGUUCAAAAUAAACUGAGGUUUUUUUUUAGGUGUGUGCCCUAAAUUUUCUUUCUUCUUCAUCAAAACUGGGAGUUUCAUUCAUAUCAUUAUUUGGUAAGUAAUGUUUAAGAUAUUGACUCAAGCUAAUUGUAGAAUUACUUAUUCAUUUAACAUGCCAUUGACAAAUAGUAUUUAUGCAAAUUUUGCGGGGUUCAACUUUCGUUAUAAAGUGCUAAUGUAAUAAAACAACAAAUUGAAAAGUUACUUAAUAAAUGAAUGUUAAAUUUUUAAUCUACAAAAACAUUUUUUUCAAGGUGGAAAUUUGGUGGAAUAUUGGUAAGCUCGAAGAACUAUUAGUAAAAUAAUUCAAAAAUAUUCACAGAUAUACGGUAUUUCAUAAAUUAGUAAUAACAUAACAUUGCAAAGAACAAUGGAGCUUUUCUUAACUAAUGCAACAUCACUUUCUUUCUUGUAGAAUUUUAUUAAAAUUCUGAUAAUAGAACACACAGACAGCAAUUAUAUAAAACGUAUGACCAAAAAAAAAAAAACAAAAAAAAAACAAGAAUGAUUAUUUUGAUUAUCUCAAUCCGAAAUGUAAUUAUUCUACGGACAAAUCGUCCAUCUUUUCUACAGUUACUUUAUUGUCGUAACGCCUAGAGUUCAGUUGUUACAUGUACAUAAUUCAAUGUUAGUGAUACUUAAUAAAACAGAUGAAACAACAAAUAAUGGAAUUUAUGGAUUCACGCACCAAUUAUCGACAAACUUUGUCCAAUUAAUGAACAAACUAUUUAGAAUAUUUAAGGAAUUAUUUGUUUGUAUAUUUUGAGGACAUAGAUAAAUCGGAAGCAUGGGCUUAAUUCUGGAUCAUCAGUUUCACUGAAAGUCCCCAUGCUUCAUUUUUUAUAUUCCCUAUAAUCAAUGUUUGUAAUUCCCUUUCUUUCUUUCUAUUUUUAUUAUUAUCAUUAUUUAUUCAUCUAUCAUUAUUCUUUUUAUAUUUCUUGUCAAUUUGAAAGUUCGCAAACGCGUCACAAUCAUCUCAUGUACAAAAAAAAAACACCCAAAAAACCCCCCAAGGUUUAUUUUUUACUAACGAAACAUUAGUAAAUAUGAAUAUCAAAAGGCAAAACAAGGGUAUCAUUUUCAAUGAUUGACGCAGAUAUUGUAAAACGAUGUGUGUAUUGCUUUUUCUUGAUUUUAACUUGGAAAUAUUUCAUACAUGUAUCCGUAAAAAUCAAUAAAAGUGCCACAUUCGUGUUUUGCUUCAAAAUAUGCAUAUAUUAGAAUUUUCAAGUAAUUAUUCAACUGACAUCUAAAAUAUUUUUAUUUUAUUUCACAGAUUUUGAUAUUACCUGGCGUUUAUCCAGCCUGAUUUUGAGGAAUUCUCCAUUUUUAAUAAAACAAAUAAUAUUGUAUUACCUACAGAAUACAUGUACUAAAUCUUUAAAAUGGCAUUGUUAGAUAUAUGCGAUAUUAUUUAAUAUAUAUUGUAUUCCCGUAAUAUUGCUAUAACUGUUUGUGAGUCUAUUAAUCUCGCACAACCAUGUUAAACAGUGUUGGUGCAAAUAAAACGCAACACAUUCCUAGUUAGCUGUUUGUAUUGUUUUUAUGAUUAACAAAAUUUUAGCCAUUGGGGGUGUUAUUCACUAUCUAACACCCCGGAGAUAUCGUAGAACCUGAUAUUUCUAAAAAAAAAAACCAAAAAAAACCCCACAUCAUUUAUUAAUGUGACUCGUUAGCCACAACAUAACUACCCUGAGUGUGUGUUCUUCGAAGAAUUCAAUAAUAUAUCGAUAGACACUAGAUAAAUUUUUCAUAUGUAUAAGACUUUACAGCACCCAAUCAAAUAAAUACUACAUCAAAGGGGGUUUAUUACGUCUCUUAAUGAACCUACCAAAGUUCACUGACAGCAAACCAAUGUUUGCCAUGAACGUACAAUAUUGAAGAAACGGGAUUUUUCAAAGGAUCGCCUUAUUUGCAGGUAUCGUACAAAAAACACACCAUGUACAUGUACCUUUUAUCCUGACCAACAACAUGAGCACUUCUAAAGAGGAAUCACCGCCAUCUUUGACAGAACAAAACCUGAAGCUGUUGAACAUGAAUUAUGAUACCAGUUCGGAGAGUUCAACAAAUAACUUGACUCGAGAAAACUUUGAAAUUUUGUUGGGAUCCUAUAAUGCUUCAGAAAUGUUGGUUCUAGACAUAGGGAGGUACCUUCAGGAGCCUGUUGUCAUAAUGAUGAUGGUUUUGUGCAUACUUUCUCUUUGCAUGAACAUUUUUUCUAUACUUGCUACAAAACAUGUGCCUCAAAAUCUCUUUACAGCUCACUUUCGAUUGCUACUAAGCCUGGCUGCAUCUGACAUCUUGAUUGUGUUCAGUGUGGUGUUUCACAUUGCUAACAAAGUUUUCAACCCGCCUCAGACAUUCCACUUGCAUACUCCAGAAGAACGUCUAGUGUCAGCUUGUGGGUUCCAGCUAGUGGUUUCUAUUAACGUCACGGCUCACUUGAUAUCCUUGCUUAACCUCUUUGCCAUGGCACAGGAUCACUAUGUGGCUAUAAUAAAACCACUGCAUUACAACCAAAUAAUGCGCCCCAGCAGAGUCAACAUCAUGAUUUCUAUUCUGUGGGGUAUUGCAAUUCUUGGUGGAUUUUCAAACUUCUAUGCAGGAAUCGGCAAACCUCCACAUUUCGAGGAAUUUAACAUGUGUGAGCGAGCACUGUACAGCAACUACCAGGCAGAAUACCUCCUUAUUCUCGUGACCAUUCUGUGUUUUCUAGGAAUAGGUGUUAUAUACACAACUCUAUACUGCAAAAUUAAAAACCUAAACAACUUUACCAUUACAGUGUCCAAAAACAGAAUGCACAACAAGAAAGCUUUAGUUACCACGUUAAUCAUCAUAGGAACAUUUACCGUCUGCUGGUUACCAGACAUGAUCUUUCAGUUGGCGAUGAUUAUUCAGAUUCAAGUAGAUGAUUCUAAAGUAAGAGACUUCAUAGUAAUCUUUGUGCAGGCCAACAAUUACUUGUAUGUUCUUUUGCUGUGUAACUCGCUGUGUGACCCCAUCAUAUAUGCCAUUCGUCUGCCAGAGGUACGGUUAGGGUACAUCCGAUUUCUAUCCAAGUACUUUGUUAAUUGCAGGGAGAUACUAAAUAACAGGCAAAUGAGUAAAAACAGGAGUGGGUCACAUACACAACGAAUUAGUGCGAGAGCUAAGUCAGAUCCAGAAUGCUCUUUGAAUUUUCUUGACACAAAAACGGAAAACAAUGAAGCAGAGAUCAGCGAUUCAGGACAGCCGUUAGAUUCAAAGUCCAGCUCAGAGCCAGUAUGUUGAGAUUUCCAUGUAAGACGGGAUUUAUCUGCACACUGAUUUACAGUAAUAGUCAAGCAAAUUUUUUUCACUAAGAAAUUUAAUUCAAAUCAGGAGUGAAUUGAAGAUAUGAUUUUAACCAGAUUGAUCCAGAUACAGACAUGUUUAGCUACCAGGAAGAUGUCUUUGGAUUAUACCGCGUACAGCCGGAAAAUAGUAUUUAAAUUUUUAGAAAACAGAUGAAAAGUUUGGAGCCAACAUAUGGAGCUUCGACAAUAACACCUGGAUUAGGGUUAAAUAAAUAUCACUGUAUAAUACCAUUUUCUAUCCUAUCUUUUUUACAUUGUAAUUCAACAUUUUUGCAAUUUGGAGUGAUACAUAUUCAUGUGAUUGAGAUUAUAUUGAUUUGUAAAGAAUAGUUUUUGACUUUGAACAUAUUUUAUUGUAUAAAUAUACAAAGGGAUUGGUUACAAGUUCAAGCAACUUAGAAGACCUCCAUUUAGUUAUAGUUAAAUAUGUCAGAAAAAUAUUUGCUUGUAGCAGGAACCUGUCCUUCGAUCUUUUAAUAUGUAUCUUAAAAUGCAAUGUUAAUUGUAUAAGUGUUUGUGUGAAAUAUCUAGUCAAACCUUACUCUUUUCAAUUUUCCUGUCCUUAAGGAUAAUUUUGACCAUUCAAGAUCGUGUACAUAAUAUUUAAGCCUCCAGUAUUACUUUACCAUAACACACUAACAUCACAGUCCUCUAAAGGCAUAUUGUUCAGGAUAUUGAAAGUAAAAGGAUCUCUUAGUCUACUUUCAUUUUGAAAUACCAUGCAACACAAUUUUCCUCCAAUAUGACAUAUUACACCAUGUUGUUUUUAUCUUAAUUUAACCUCUCUUUCUGCAAAAUUGAAAUGGAUUAAAAUCUUUCCAAGCAAGAAUUUCAUGAACUAGACGUGACAUCCGAAAAUUGCUCACAAUAUAAUAAUUUCCUGCAACAAUACACAAAGAAAGAUAACCGAGGGCACACACAUAGAUUAAUGAGACCAGAUGAAUAUGCGACACUGAUGUAUUUAUACAUACGAGAUAAAUGAUGUAAUCAUUUAGUGCUAGUGGUACUGGUGUACUGUAAAUGUAUUUUAGAAAUAUCAAAAUGACUAUUUUAGACUUACUAAAAUUACUUAGAUAUAUAUGUAAUAUGAUUCUACUGUCAAAAAUAGUGUUCAUAAUGCCCAAGACUAAUAAAGAAAGUCUUAAGAUGCUGUUAACAAUCAUUUUAUUCAAUAAAGAUUUCAGAAUAUUUGGUAAUAUUCUUCCUUGUACCCAUAAUGGAUAAUGCAAAUGAUAAUCCAAUAGAAAUACAACUACAUUAAAGUCGGUCAAAAUAUUCAACAUCAAGAUUUAAAAACAUGAAUUACAUUAGCACAAAGGGACCUUGCCAAAACCGUCUUACCGCAUGCAACAGAACACGAAAAAAGAAAAUGUUGGAUACUGCAAAUAUGCAUGGAUUGAUCCCUUGGAGCCGAUAACUUGCCCAUCUAUGAAUUAUCGCAAAGAUCUGUCUUGAAAGCAAUUUUGACAUUAUAUCGCAAGAAAAUCUAAAGAUAAUUGCCGAAAGACGAUUUGAAAUUCGUGCAAAUACCCAAUUAUUGUUCAGAAAGUCUUCAUAUUUUGGCGUAGUGAAAACGAUAAAUUAAACGAUGUUUAUUGAAAUGCAUAUCAUAAAUUUUUUUGUGCAACAAAAUGAGUGAAACCCUCGAUUCGAUUUUAUAAUAAUCCCUUUUCAUCAACACUUAUCUGUUAACUAUACUGCAUAAAUUUUGUAAAUGUGGACAAAUAUUAACGCAUAUCCAUAUAUUUAGUCUCACUUAACGAGACAGUUUGCUUCAUACUGUAUAAUUUAAUAGCGACGAAAAAUCUCUUUGACGUACCUUAUGAAAAAUUCUUACACAAUCAUAAACCCCCUUAAAAAACAAUAAAUCAAAUUCAAGGGCACCGAACAACAAAAUUAAUUUUUUUCCCCUAACGCUUUAACAUAUCCCCACCCCUUUACCAAAAAUAUGCAAGCUCCACCUUCAUUUUUAAAUGUCCUAAUGACACAUAAUUGAGCCCUCCGACUCUGGUUGAAAUUGCCAUUGUACAAUCCAGUUGAUUUAGCGACACACAAGAUCAGGGUCAAGCCUAUUACAUUUCCAUAGAGGAACGGCAGCGUAACUUGGCAUGUAUUGACACAAGACCGUAGCAUACAAAGAAAACAAAGUCAGAAAUAAGAUCAAAUUACAGCAAUCAUAGCGUGUCACUGGCCACAGACAAUCGACGUCAAAUUUAGUAGAAAAAAUAAACGCCUCGAAAUGACACCCGGAUCGGUGGCCAUUACUGAUCUACAUUUUCAAGAACAUCUGCAAUCAGAGGUUUAAUACAAAAAAAUCUACAAAAUUUAAUAUGUUUGCUUAUACAUGUAAAAUAUUCCCCCAAAAUCUUUUUUCCAAAUCAACUCAUAAUUUUGCAGUCAUGCAAUAGUGUUGAUCAAAAAGUAUGUACCAUUAUCCAUAAAAAAGGACAUAAAUCCAAUCAUGUACGCUUCAAAAUUGAUUUUAAUUUAACAAGUAGCGAAGGGCAUAUGAUGAACAUGCUAGUUACACGUUAAAUAAGUGCUAACAGGUACGAAUUAAGUGAUCGUGAAAUCGGAGAUUCAGAAAAUCACCGUAUGAACCUCGCUCAAUGAUUGCAUACCCGUAUUUUUUUUUAUCAAUAUCAUAACUGUUGACAGUUGUGCAAUCUUUCAUCCAAGUUAUGCAGGCUGUAAUUUUGAAGCUUUAAAAGCCCCGUAACCUUGUAAUUAACUAAGGGUAUUGGGUGUACACCGUCCAAUGUCAUUUGGCUGUGGGGAAAGGGAAACAACCUCCAAAGCAACCGCCAUGUUCAAUUACUUUGUCAAGUUUAUGGUCUUUUAAAAUCUUUAAUCAUCUAGCUAUCUGAACAUGAUACUUUUAUAGGUUAAGAAUGAUCAUUUCUUAAUCAAACAAUGCCAUAAUGAUUUCAAAGUACACACAAGCUAGCAAAUAGUAUGUUUUAGCUUCAAAAUAAAAAUAUUAACAUAUAAUUAAUCCGGCACUAAGUAACAACUUCAAUGGUUAAAAAAAGCCAGUUCUAGUAAUUUAUGAUACAUGUGAUUUCAUCAUGAAUAUGACCAGCUGGGUCAGUUGUUGAUAAAAACUACAACUUAAAUACAAGAACUAUCACCUGCCUGGUAUUCUGGGCCAAGUGUCAGACGGUGUUGAUGGACGCUUUCGAUGAGGAUAUACUUGAAUCAUCAGUGUCACUUUGGCUAAGUUUCUGCUCAAAUUCAGUUGCCUCAACCAUCGCUUUGUCCUUCAGGGCCAUCUGGUAUGCCACCUCAAAAGCUUCUCCAAGUGUCAUAAUUAUCUCCCUUGCUAAAUCCUACAAGGAAUAGGUGUGGAUAAAAGAACAAUGAUAUAAAAAACUAUGAAUGUGCAUAAUUCUUACCAAGGACAGACAAGACCCAAAAUUUUUUAUGUAUGGUUUGAUAUAUAUUUUCGUUCUUGAAAUGUUUGCCAACACACAAGGCUUUACUAUAUACAUAAUUUUUUGAGCUUUUUUUUUUUACACCUCAGAUAUUGUAACACCAAUUGAGUAUAUUUUAUUUUUUUUAAAAUAAAAAAAAUUUCAUUUGACACAAAAAUGAAAGAAUCUUGUUAGAUAAUUCAGAAAAAUGUUUCUAUCUUCUGUAAAGUAUAAAAGAAAACAAAAUCAUACACUGGAACAAAAAUGAUUACAACAGAAAAUUAGUUCCUGAUGGCCGGAGGCUGUAAAUACUAUAUAUAAAUUCAACCCAUUGACACUGUUGACAAAAACAAGCACAAGGCUAAACUGUUGACAUACAUCUCCUCGGACAAUGAAGGAUAACAAACAGAGGCGUGGACAAAUGAGGAGGCAGACUAAGUCCAGGUCUAAUGUAAACAUGUCACCACUGUAGAGAGCUAAUGGACUGUGCCAGCACAUUCAGAGCUAAUGAUUAACAGUAUAAUCUCCACAAUUGUAUCAGAGAAGCAAAAUAUUUUGAUAAACAGACUGAAUAAGUUUGUUGUUAUGAUAGGUUGUUUCUUGUUAAUAUUUUUGGUAAAAAUGUGAUCUGUACGUUCACUCCUCAAUCAUGCUCGCUAUUUCCUACGGCCAUAUCUUAAUGAAAAGUAACAUAAUGAUAUAAAUAUUUGUCAUUUUUCAAAGGUGUUUGUGUCAAUAAUAAGAUAAGUACAUUGUGUGCACACUCAACCAAUUCUUCAUGUACAAUCAUUAAGACAACAAGAGACUCCUGGGCUACAAUGCUCAUCUUGCUCUUAUACACAGAUAAAAUUUUAGACGCUUCAUUGCUGCCAACACUUAGCCAAUAAUGCACCUUGUAAUCAAGAUAAUUUAGUAACAUUCACCCCCCAUUUAAAAUUAUACCCAUUUAAUUUCUGCUUUUAUGGGGAAAAAUUUUAAUUAGAAAAAACAAUCUUGCAAAAUACCAUACAGUAUUCGAGAUCAUUCAUUACCUUAUUUCAGAUGGUGACCUUGACCUUUGAUCUAAAAAUAUACAUGCUCUUUUUGUGAUUGACUCUUCCAAUGAUAUCUGAAAUAUCAUUUGGAAACUAUAUGUCUUGUCGUAUGUGUAGAGCUGGUGAUGUGAUACAAACAGCAUUUGAUGUAAAUGUAUCAUACCAAAAAUACUUUUUAUCAUGUGAGACCUUGACCUUUGGAUCUAAACAAAAGGGUCAUCCUGUUGUGAUAGACACUUCAGCUAAAGUUUCAGGGUUAGUUUCAUUGCUAAAGCUCAGUGUUUGAGGUAUUAUUUGGAGGCAGUAUCUGUGACCUUUGGACCUUAAAAAAAGUUAUCCUUAACUCUUGGAGAUUUCUUAAAUGGUAUUCAAGAUAUCAUCUGGAAACCAAGGUCUUCUUCCAUCUUGACAGAUUGAUCCCUGACAUAAUUCCCUGUUUUCGCUAAAAUCAAACUUAACAUCAUAUGAAAAUGAUUGCGUGAUAAUUCUAGCUUUGAAGUCCUUCCACAGAUUUUAAAAGAUUCCUUUAUGAAACUUCUAACUCAGGCCUGCUAUAGCCCCAUCCAAAUUCUGUAGCCAUGAUUCAAACAAAAAAAUGACCUACAUUUUGGUAUGUUAAACAAACAUUUGACUCUAUAUUAAUUAAGGCUAAAUUAAACCCUCGCCCAACCAACUGAAAUCAGUCUCACCAAUUCCAAAAUUUUAACAGACCACCUUACCAUGAAAUGUCUACAAUUUGAUUUAUUUUGUGUACAUAAGUCUGUAUCUCAGUAGUUACAUAGUCCCUUCAAUUUCAUGUACGGUAAACAAGUUGUCUUUGCCACAACAAGUGAAUGUAAACUGACAAUUCAUAGAAAUCAUUUUGCCCUAUUCAUCUUCACUUUUUGAUCUUUAAAAUAAUGCAUCAUUUUUGAAGUCUUAUUGUGCAAAGAAGUUUGUACCACCCUGCCACCAGGGCAGUGGCUGAGACUCUAUCAUAUAGCCCUGGAGACAAUGAUUUGAACACACUUGAAUCAGGUAAGACCAACAACAAAAAAUAAAAA